GAUAACCCGUUUGAGCAUUUUUGUACUAACCUGUUUGUAGGCUGUGAUGACCUUAAUCCAACAAUUAUCAAUGGAAAGAUAAUAGCAGAAGAAAUAAGAACAGGAAUUGCAGCAGAGAUACGCCAGAUGAAAGAUGCAACUGGAAAAACCCCAGGUCUAGCUGUUGUGUUGGUGGGCAAGCGAAGAGAUUCACAAUCUUAUGUCCGUCAUAAAAUAAAGGAUUGUGAGGAAGUUGGAAUCAACUCUUUCCUGGAUGAGCUGCCUGAAGAUUGUCCACAAGAUGAUGUAGUAAAUGCUGUGUCAAACUUCAACAAAGAUCCAUCUGUUCACGGUAUUCUUGUGCAACUACCUUUACCAAAAGUAAUUUCUUUUUCUUUUGCUAUAAACUUACAAUGCUUGAAUAUUUUUACGCUUUAA
Molecule: messenger RNA, 417 nt
Organism: Dendrobium catenatum
Lineage: Eukaryota; Viridiplantae; Streptophyta; Magnoliopsida; Asparagales; Orchidaceae
Product: bifunctional protein FolD 1, mitochondrial-like
Exons: 1
Biological process (GO): tetrahydrofolate interconversion
Cellular component (GO): cytosol
Molecular function (GO): methylenetetrahydrofolate dehydrogenase (NADP+) activity; methenyltetrahydrofolate cyclohydrolase activity
Source: RefSeq, a predicted model, not a curated record